CUGUAACAAUUUUUUAUUUCUUUCUCAUUUCGGAUUCAUCUUUCCUCUUAUUCUGAUUUUCUCUCCCCUUUUUCAAUUUUUACGAAAAAAGUUUCCUCCGUUUAUGGAUCAGAAUUUAGAAGAAAAGUGCUCUGUGUAAUGCUAUGUGAUCGAUAUGCCCGUUAAUUGGCCCACCACCGGCCGCACGCCCGGCUCAGCAAUGGAGUACGUUCGUCAAUUAAAGGCUUUAACAGCCUUUUCUUCACUUUUUGAAUUCAAUGCGAACCAAAUUCGUGUUGAUAAUAUUGUUUUUAAAUUACAUUCAACUUUGACAGUUCUCAUACUUUUAGUUGGUACUAUGUUCGUCUCUAUGAGACAAUAUUUCGGUGAACCAAUUGAAUGUAUGAACGGUGGAAGAAGUGAUAUACAAAUUGCUACUAUUCAACAUUAUUGUUGGCUUGAAGCUACUUUCUCCGUUCCUGGACCCAAAACGGAAUAUGCUGGUGUUCAUCACGCCUAUCCAGGUAUUAAGACCCAAGGUCCAAAUGAUAAAAAGGUUUACCAUAAAUACUAUCAAUGGGUCUACUUUGUGCUAAUUAUUCAAGCCAUCUUAUUUUAUGUCCCACGGUACAUUUGGAAAGCAAAGGAAGCCAAGAGGAUACGUACAUUAAUCAGCGAGCUUAAACAGCAACAUAUACUUGAAAGAAAUGAAUAUGAUCGCCAAAGACUAGUUCAGGAUGUGGCUGAUGCAUUAUUGAUCAGCAAUGACUACUUUUAUCAUUUCUUCAUGUGUGAAGUGUUUUAUAUGAUCCAUCUUGUUUGUCAAGUAUGGUUCACCAACAUGUUCCUUGGUGGGGCCUUUCUAUAUCUUGGCCUGGAAUGGCUAUCAUUUGCUCAUGCUUCUAUAGACUAUCGAUAUGAUCCACUCAUUCGAGUGUUUCCUCGUCUGACCAAGUGUAGUUUUCAAAAAUUUGGAUUCUCCGGUACAAUAGAAACAAUUGACACUUUGUGUUUCCUACCGUUGAAUAUUGUCAACGAGAAGAUUUAUGUUGUCCUCUGGUUCUGGUUUCUGUUUCUCUUCAUUGUAACCGGUUUCUAUUUGAUCUAUCGAAUUGUUCUUAUGGUACUACCAGCAGCUAGGUAUCGAAGAUUACAAGCCAUGGCUCCAAGUACAGAAAAGAAAUAUCUUAAAAAACUGUCAAGCCGAUCGGGUAAUUGGUUCAUUCUUCAAUUCAUCGCAAAUAAUAUGAAACCCUCACAUUUCCGUGAUCUCAUUGAUGAAGUAAUGAAGGCUCAUUUCGACCCAACCGGCAAACCAUUAUUUAAAAGUAAUAAACUAGGGAAAGCGAUCCAGAAUGGUUUAUCUGGUGUAACUCCCUCAGCUCCUAAAAGUUCAGGAAAACCUGACAAAAAGACAAAAAAAUUUGACAAGAAAGGCGGUGGCCUUGAUUCAAUCGGUUUCAAUGCCCCAAGUGCUCCAGGUCCGGGGUUUGUGGUAAAACGUGAUCCACCAUCAGGACAUUCAGGUGACUCAGAUGACUGGGUUGGCCUUGGAAGUGGCACAGAAGACCCUCUAAAUGACCCUUGGCCUUAAUGCUGAUGCAACUUUUAAUAAUUGAUAAAAAAAUCAUCAUUUUUUACAAUUUUUACUCAUUUGCAACAAUUUAAAGUAUCAUUCAUCUUUAAUUUCUACAUCUCAUCAUUCUCACCUUUAAAUUAUCAUCAUCCCAACAUUUUACAUCAAACCUCAUCUUCAUCUUCAUCAACUUUACAUCUUCAUCAUUGUCAUCGAUCUUUUAAAUUUAUUACCAAUUUGAAAAUCAGAAUCAACUUUAGAAUCAAUUUUACAAACCAAACUCUCUUUCUCUCUUGCUAUCCACACCACCAACUCUCUCGUCUCUUUUUCUCUGCGUCUUCUAAUUCACAUGAACACCAACACUACCAUCACCACAACCUCCACCACCAAUUCAUCAUUUCAUCAUCAUCAAGAAAAACAAACCAUCUUCCUUCUCUCUUUUCUUCUUUCUCUUUGAGACAAAUCACACAAUCUUUUUGCUACAAUUUCGUCCAGUUUUUUUUCUACUAAAAAAACAAAUCAACAAAUCAAUUACAAAACAAUACAAUUGUCAGUCGAUUUAUAUAUGUAUCAAUAACAAUAACGAUAAUAAUAACAGUAAUAACAUCAAAUAAAUUAAAAAACUAAAAGAAGAUGAACUCAAUAGCAUGAAGAUAAAAACAUAAAAAUCUCACAAAAUCUUAA
This is a messenger RNA of Panonychus citri (citrus red mite), 2239 nucleotides long. RefSeq names its product innexin inx2-like. Gene Ontology annotation, cellular component: gap junction; plasma membrane. Lineage: Eukaryota; Metazoa; Arthropoda; Arachnida; Trombidiformes; Tetranychidae. Gene Ontology annotation, biological process: phototransduction. The coding region runs from base 155 to 1573 and encodes 472 amino acids. Gene Ontology annotation, molecular function: gap junction channel activity. The transcript is spliced from 2 exons. The record is from RefSeq and is a predicted model, not a curated record.